Molecule: messenger RNA, 2007 nt
Organism: Tetrahymena thermophila SB210
Lineage: Eukaryota; Ciliophora; Oligohymenophorea; Hymenostomatida; Tetrahymenidae
Exons: 3
Source: RefSeq, a predicted model, not a curated record
AUGAAGAUAUUAAUAGUUAAUGGUUAUCCUGAUACAAAAGAAGGACUCUAGUCUUUCUUAGGAUUUAGAUAUUUAGUUUAAAAGAUAUUUAUGGAGUAGACUAUUAUCGUGGAUAUGGAUACGGAAUUUGUAAUUAGAAAGAUUAAUGAACUUGAUGAUGUUUUAUAUGAAUCAACCAGCACAAGCAUUAAAACAUCAUCUGGAAGAAAUUUUGAUAAUUUUGAUAUGAUUUUUAUAACUGGUGAUCCUUACUUACGACCUUGGAGUAAAAAAUGCUAAAAUGUACAAAUUUUAGUUAGAAUGUGCUUAAGAACUCAUAAAUUCUUAUUCGCUUGUAGUUUUGGAAUGGAAACUCUAGUUUUUUAGUCUGCAACUAAUUUUGAUCGCUCUGUCAAUAUAAUUAAUGGAGAUGAAGGUGGUCGUCUCACUGAUAUGCCUUAAUUCUCUAGUUAGUUCUAGCAUUUAUCAAAUAUGGAUUUUUUUUUGGAAAACACCACAGGCGAUUUAUAUUAAUUUAGCAAUGACAAAUAAGAAUGGUCUACUAAGAUAAAUACAGGUUUCCACAAUACACUAGCUGCUCAAACUUAUUCAACUAUAGGAAAAUUCCUAAUCAAAGCACCUAUUUAUAGACCUAAAAAUAAUAUUGAGAGCUCUAAUACUAGUAGUUAAUAUGUCUCAAAGAAUACGGAAUCUAUUUGCUAUGUUAAGAAGCAAUAUAUUCUACACUGGGCUUUUUAAGAUUUGCCAGGUACUCACUUUUUAAUCUAGAAGAAGAGCAAGUGGGAUAUUCACCCUUUUUCUUUUACGAACUCUGAAACUACUUUUGUGACUUUAGCUGAAUCUGACUCAGGUCCUUUGAUUAUUUAGUUUGGAGACUACAUUAUGGGGUGCUAGUUUGAAGUCAUUCCAAAAUAUUUUGAAUCUCUUAUCCCUUUAAAGAAUUUCAUUUACAAUAAGCUUCUUAUGAUAUCUGAAAAUAGAUAGUCUAAGAUUUCUAUUUUAAAUGUUAAUUCAGCUGUAUCUUCUGCAGAUAUAAUGAGAGACAUAAGAUUGAGAGAUGAAGCUAAAAAUUAAAGAUCGCUAAAGUUUGAUAAAAUCGCAGGUGAAAGAACAUCUUCUGCAAAAUAAUCUUCAAAUAGAACAUUCAGAAAUAGUGGCUUUGCUGCUACAUCAAAAAAUAUAGGAAUUAUAGUUUCUUAAAAUGCCGUUGGAAAUCAAAUAGUGAAAGCUAGUUCAUCUUAAGAUUUGCAUAAUUUGAAAAAGAGAUUCAUGAGCAUUCACGAAGAAGGAGGCUCUAAAGUUCUCAAAGAAUACAGAGAUAAAAUAAAUUAGUAAGAAAAUCAAAAGAUUAGAGGGAAUUCUAGCCAACCAAAGUAAGAUGAUCAAUCUGGAUUGCCUUCUUUUGAGUAGCUGCUUUAGGCACGCUUGCAAGAACUAGGACUAGGUGACGAUGAGGAGUUGCUAGAAGAGGAAGAACCAAUUACUAGAGAAUAAGUUAGAAGGUAUCUUCACCCAUUUUUAAAUAAAGAAUAUCUCUAUGAGACUACAAAAUGGAUACCAGGCUCUUUGAAGUCUAAGGAAAGAAAGCACGCAAUUAGAGUUAAAUAAGACGACCUAUUUAAAGGUCAUUUUCAUAGGCAAAUUAAAGAAGAGAAAUCUCUCUUAAACAAUCAGAUUAGAUCUUCCUCAGUGCUCUCUAGGAAAGGUUCAUAGUAGAGCUUAUCUUCAAAUAUCUCCAAAAUACCAUCUAUACUUAAUAAUGACCCUUAUAAAUCCCAAGAAGAGCUGUAUAGAGAAAACUAUAGAAAAGAAUCGUAAAAGAAUUUAGGCCCAAAAAGUUUUGUUUUUUCAAUACAAAAAUCAAAAGUACAUUCAAAUAUUGACCCAAAUUUCAUUCCUAACUACGUUAAUUAAACCCCUUCUAAAACAACUGCUAAAAACCACUAAUAUAGAGAUACAUAAAAAAAGAAUUGGGUAGGAAACUAAGACUUCUUGCUUAUAGUAUGA